AUGCCCGGGGCUUAUCACUUUGAUGGUCCCAACAACACCUCCGGCCAACCUCUCAACGCUGGCAUCUUCAGACCGCCCAUCUCACCCUCCGCUUCUAGCUCUGUGUACAACCUAGCCAAAUCCACCGGAAGUCUCUACUCGGACAUCUCCAUGGCAAACACGCCUCUAUCCGGGGCCAAGAGGAAGCGAGCAAGAGCCGAUACCAAACGGGAGUCGACUCCCAUGACAGACUGGACCACGAACAUGGAUGGUGUCACCGAGCCUCGAGAGGAUGGCCGGUUGAGCGGCGGCGCUCAGCACCUUCGAUAUACCUUGGCAGGGCGAAUUGAUACCCCGGGUAGCGGCGCACCCAACGCUGAGAGCGGCAUGUUGGAGGAUAGCGUCUACUCGGACGUCGACUACCGACGAGCAUUAGGUCCAAAAAGACUGAGGGACGAGACCGAGUCACCGGCUGCACGCCUGUCUAGCCUCCAUAUCGACCCUGGAACGCCGAAAUCCCCGGGCUCGGCUGGCUGGAGCGCUGUGGCGCUCAAUACCAUUGGGGAGGUUGUGGGCAAGGUGUGGGAGUUUUGCAGAGCGGGAGCAUUCCGGGGCUUCCACGCCGGUGGUGGCAGGGGCUACGAAUUUAACGGUGUGACAGAAACAGAUGCGAACCGCGGGGGAACACGGUGGUGCAACGAGCACGAUAUACCAACUCUCCAAACAUACGAGCCCACCCAGAUGGUCAAUUCGAUACCCGGCAACUUCCCACAAUCCGACUAUAUGCCCUACAUGGCCGACUGCCACGAGAUGAGCACCCCCGAAACGACGCCCAGGCCAUCGGCGAAGCGCAGGCAUCUAGAGGAGACAAACGACGAAUUGCGCCGGAACUGGGUCAUCGUCAAGGAUCCGCCGCCGCCCGUGCCGGGGCGGGAAGAGAAGAAGACGCCACCAGUAAUGCACAGGGCGCCGGCCCGACCGGGAACGACCCGCUCCCGACAACCCCCUCGCUACUCGACGCCGACGGCUGCCAGCAGCGGCAGGCGCAUCAGCGUACCCGUCUCUCGGCUCUCAUUCGGCGGCGCCCCUGCCGCCGCAGUCGCCGCAGCCACCCCGCCUCUCCCCUCCUCCACGCGCACCCGCCGCGCCUCCCUGCGCAUCUCGCACGCCGGCUCCCCGGGCCUGAGCGCCCGCUCCCCCGCCAGCUUCGCGCAGCCGCGCCUCUCCCCCACCACCGCCGCCACCCUUCCUACCUCGCCGCCGCCGGCUAGCCGCAUCCCCGUCCCCUCCUCCGCGUCGGCCGCUUCGGCGUCGGCGGCGGGGGCGCGGCCCGGCGGCGCUGGCGGUGUGGGAGGGGCCGCUGGUGCUGCCGGCGCGGAGGACGGGGCCGCCGCAGUCGAUAGCCCCCGGCUGGACGCCGAGGCCAGGCAGCUGGCGCAGAGGAAGAUUGCGGCGGAGAGAGACGCCGACGUGCGCAUGGAGGCGUUCAACAAGCGGCUCAUGGCCAUGAUACGGCAGGGCAAGGAGGCGCUUGGCACGACCGUCGAGGUGGAGAUGGACUGUGGGGGUGGUUGGGAGGAUGAGGAGGAGUGA
Phialemonium atrogriseum is the source of this 1572-nucleotide messenger RNA. RefSeq lists its product as uncharacterized. The coding region runs from base 1 to 1572 and encodes 523 amino acids. The record is from RefSeq and is a predicted model, not a curated record. NCBI's taxonomy places the organism in Eukaryota, Fungi, Ascomycota, Sordariomycetes, Cephalothecales, Cephalothecaceae. The transcript is spliced from 2 exons.